AUGUUGGCACUGCUUCUGCCGUCUGGACAAUUGGCUCGAACGAAGAGCACAUUGUUCGACGCAAAUGGGAAUGUUAAGGACGGAGAAAAGUAUGGGAAGUGGACGCGUACCUGUGACAAAUUGUACCUCUUCUCUAACAAGCUUGGCACUUGGCAGCAGAGUUGGGACCUUUGCUGCAGUUUAGGCAUGAAACCAAUAUCGUUUAACUCGGCGUCCGAUUUCGAGUGUUUGAGCAACUCGACGAAAGCAAACUGGACGCUAAACUAUAAUUAUUGGACGGCGGGACGCGCAAUGGGCACCUGGGGUAAGUGGGCCUGGUGCCCAGGAGCCGUCAACCUGCCCGACUCGCUUUCCUGGGCUCCGGGGCAACCGGACAAUAAUCAGAAAAACGAGAAUUGCCUUCAUUUGCAAGUGAUGAAAAAUUCGAGCGGUACACUUUUAUCAGACCAGAACUGCAGCCACAAGUACGUCAUGGCUUGCCAGGGCGACGCGUUGAUGGCGUCCGACUGCAACAAGCCAAACUGUCCAAUGGAGUGUUUUAAAAAUGCAAGAUUUUUCUUCCUAAAUUUAGUGAAAAUUGUCUGAUAUUCUCUUACAGAUUUGUUUGUUCACGGCCAGUGGAAUGCCGGUUGUGGCAAGGAUUAUCUGUUUUCGAAAACAACUCUGGAUUGGUUGGGCGCGUGGAAUUAUUGCUGUUCCAUUGGAAUGAAAUUGGCAUCGAUUGAAGCUCUUGAGGAAUUGAGUUGUCUUACGAAUAUGGUUGCGAAAUAUCCCAGAGCGGUCUACCCUGAUCAAUGUGGAAGGGAUUUCUGGACAUCUGGCACCAACCGCGGUUGUCCAGGAGUUCACUUCUGGUGUUCUGACGACGAAAAAUUGAACAAGGAAGAAAUAGCCAACUGGAAAAACGGGAAAAUGCCCUCGGAGAGUGCUGAUCAGUGCAUUUUUAUUAAUUUGUCAAAUUCGACUUUGAGUGAGACCUAUUUGGGCACUGAUUCUUGUACCAAGCAAAAACAGUUUCUUUGUGAAGCAUUGCAACCGGGCAAUAAAUCGGUGCAAAUCGCGCGCUCUUGCUCAGAAAUUUGGAAUGUGACUGAAAAUGAAGUGAAUGAUAUAAUUAUGAAUCCAAGCGGCGACGUCCUCAACCAAACACGCAAUCUCAAAUGUUAUAUAAGGUGCUGCGGGAAAAAAGGACACGUUAUAAAAACCGGGUCACUGGUGACGGAUGAAAUUUUGCGCAACUUGGAGGACUUGACGGCCGACGACCUGCAAGCCAUGCAGGAUGGCUUUGAAAACUUUGAUUCCUGCACUUCCAUUCAGUCCACUGACGAGUGUCACCUGAUGGCCCAGAUGUUCCAGUGUGGAAAGAAAAAUGAUCCAGACCUGACUUUAGGUCUCGUCACUGCCAUCAAAGGAGACGCCACUGUUUCAGUAACUGCUACAGGGGGAAUAAAAACCAGCGGGAGAUUAUGUCCUCUGUAUCCAAGUUGUGUUCCAAACCAAGCAAAUAUUGAUGAACUUAAAAACACUGGAUCAUGUAAAGAUUGA
Cloeon dipterum is the source of this 1545-nucleotide messenger RNA. Its product is annotated as E-selectin-like. Gene Ontology annotation, molecular function: odorant binding. The transcript is spliced from 14 exons. The record is from RefSeq and is a predicted model, not a curated record. Lineage: Eukaryota; Metazoa; Arthropoda; Insecta; Ephemeroptera; Baetidae.